AUGGACCCCUCAUCACCACCACCACCACCACCGGCCUACUCAGAAAGGCCUCCAAUACCUCCCCGAAAGCCAGUCAACCCCUCAACUUCAGCGGUUCACCAGACAACACCUUCUGCUGCGUCUUCGUCGACAUCAACUCCUGGACCAUAUAUGCAUGCUCUUUCUGCUGGACCAUGGCUUGGCCCAGAUCCGCGAUCUUCGUCCACACAGUCUCUCCUACCCGACACUUCACGAGAUGGCCAGGCUACAAACCCUGCUGAUUACUUAGGUCGGCGCAAACUUCUGAUCGUCUACAUUCAUGGUUUCUUAGGAAACGACCAGUCUUUUCAAUCGUUUCCCGCCCAUGUUCAUGCUCUGCUGGCCAACCUCCUCGCCGAGUCUCAUGUCAUUCACUCUAAGAUUUACCCGCGGUACAAGACAUAUCGCUCAGUAGGCGUCGCACGAGAUAACUUCAGCGAGUGGCUUCGUCCCCACGAGUCCCCAAAUACUGAUGUAGUUCUUGUUGGGCAUUCGAUGGGAGGUAUCCUGGCUGCCGACGUUGUGCUUAUGCCCAACCCAAGUCCAUAUGGUUUAUACCCUUUCAAGCACCGAAUUAUAGGACAUGUAUCUCUGGAUUGCCCAUUCAUUGGCCUUCAUCCUGGUAUCGUUGUGUCUGGUAUAACUAGCUUAUUCAAACCCGCAGCUACACCACCACAAGAUAGCAACAAGAGAGGUACCAGUGACACAACUCCCACGAGCCCUGAGGCGUCAAUUCCCGGUGAUCCCAGUGUCUCCUCACUAUAUCUCACCAACUCUCAAAGCACUGAUCCGGCAUCAUCCGCAAGUCUUCCGUCAAUUGCAUCCUCGUCUCAACCGCAAUCCGAUCCCUUCGCUAACCAACCCUAUUUCAACCAACCUUUCUUCAAUGACUCGGGCUUGCAAGAACGCCCUUUUGUACAACGAAUGCUUCACUUCGCCAACAAGUAUCGAUCCGAGGGUCUGAUACAGGCUGCCGCCAAACACAUAUUCUCAUACCUUGAGUUUGGCAGCUGCCUUGCUGACCCGACAGGACUUGAGUCCCGGUAUCGCAAGAUACGCGCCCUGGAAGACCUUGAUGAUCUUCAACCAGAAGCGAUGAAACAGAGCUCAGGCAGACCUUUGACGAGAGUUCGCUUUGUAAACUACUACACUCUGUGCACGGGGCGCCCAAAAUCACCCAAAGCAAGCCCUGAUGUUAGUAGCCCCCAGCUUAGUACAGCUAACACAGCUCACCCCGAAACGAGAUAUGCUCAAUCGAACAGUUCAGCAUCUUCGUCUUCCGUGGAGUUGGACUUUUUACCAACCAAGACAAAUGCCAACGAACAGAUCCAACCGCAUACCCGCCAGGAGAGUCCUUUGCCUAUCAUCACCUUGGAGCAUCGUGAUACCCUCGGGAAUUUUCGAGAUCACCAAACUAUACUAGAUUCAUAUGUAAAAGCUCGGGCGUCGGAUACCACAAUAAAAGACAAUCAAGUCGAUGAUUACGAGGCUUUAGCUUCUGAUGUUAACCGGUUGUCAAUGCAGAGCAUUGAUCCCACGCCAAUUGACGAGGAAUUUCCUGCUCAUCCUCUGCCCGAAACUGCCACCCUUAGCUUCCAGGACGAAACGCCUGCUGAGUCCGAUGUAACGAACAAUUUGUUACCAGGAAAAGAAGAGGCAGAUCUGCCUCCUCUCCCUGACCCCCCAACAACCCCGGAUAUGCCCGACCCCAGUUUGUACAUGGAAAAAGAUGAGCGCAAGCAAGUUGAACGCGAGGCCAAGCGCAUUAGACGUGCCCAUGAGAAUGCUCUGAAAGACCAUGCUAAGGCAGUACGAGAGCGUGACAAACUCAUCGAAAAGCGCCAGAAGCGUUCACAAAAAGAGGCAGAAAAGGCCCUGAAAGAGGCAGCUCGGCGGAAAAAGGAAGCUCUCAAGGAAUCGCAGAGGAAAGAGAAGGAAUCGCAAAAAGAAGAGCAACGCCUUGUCAAGGAAGCUUCCGAGCACGAAAAUGAGGCCCAUAAGGUGCAAGACCAUGAAGAUACCCAGGGAAACAAUAACCUUGAGAGCCAAUACAAACUUGAGGCUGAAGCCGAAGCCGAAGCCAUCACGAAGGCUGGUAGCCUUAAGCCAUCAAAACCUCGGAAACUCCGAAAAUUCUGUAAUCUACCUACCAAGGGUGGCAGAAUAGAUGAUCCAACCUGGGUCGACAUCUACAUGGCAGACGUGGACGAAGUUGGUGCACACUGUGGUCUUUUCUUCGCGGGACAACAUUACGAGAAGCUUGUUGGUGAUGUUGGCAACCGAAUUAUGGGGUGGGUGCAAGAUGACAUGACCAGGAGGACGAUUCAGGACAUGGAAAAGGGAUCAUUUAAGUGA
This is a messenger RNA of Fusarium musae, 2373 nucleotides long. RefSeq lists its product as uncharacterized. The record is from RefSeq and is a predicted model, not a curated record. NCBI's taxonomy places the organism in Eukaryota, Fungi, Ascomycota, Sordariomycetes, Hypocreales, Nectriaceae. The transcript has 2 exons. The coding region runs from base 1 to 2373 and encodes 790 amino acids.